GGUGCACACGGAUUGACCACUCCUCUUGGGCUUUUUUUUAAAUUUCCUUGGAUAUCUGGGGAGGAAAAAGCUAAUCCACAAACAUGACUGACGCGCAACAAGAGGCCCGCUCCUACCUGAGCGAGGAAAUGCUGGCUGAGUUCAAGGCAGCCUUCGACAUGUUCGACACCGACGGUGGCGGUGACAUCAGCACCAAGGAGUUGGGUCAGGUGAUGAGGAUGCUGGGCCAGAACCCCACGAGAGAGGAGUUGGAUGAGAUCAUCGAGGAGGUGGAUGAGGAUGGUAGCGGCACCAUUGACUUUGAGGAGUUCUUGGUCAUGAUGGUGAGGCUCCUAAAGGAGGACCAGGCCGGCAAGAGCGAGGAAGAGUUGGCGGAGUGCUUCCGUAUUUUCGACAAGAACGGCGACGGCUACAUCGACAGAGAGGAGUUCUCCGUCAUCAUCCGCAGCACCGGUGAGCCCAUCUCAGAGGAUGAGAUCGAUGAGCUGAUGAAGGACGGAGACAAGAACGCAGACGGCAUGCUGGACUUUGACGAAUUCCUCAAGAUGAUGGAGAAUGUGCAGUAAACCCAGAAAGACUCAUGGACAUUCCUCCUCCUCCUCCUCCCUGUGAACCACCAGUCUGAAUGCAUCUGACUCCCCACUGUCCCAGUCCCCCUCCCCCCCAAAACACAAACACCCUCUCCUGUCCAGCUGGCACGCUGCUUGUCCUCUCCAUCCUAAAAGGCACCUGGCGGGGGUUGCCAGGGAGGGGGGGGGUUGUUGCUCCACUCACUCGGCCUCUUGAGAAUGCAGACAGGCCGUCCACAGAUGCUGAGCUGACCCUGUCAUCGGCCAGCCUUCCCUCCCCCGGCAAAGAUCGUAUCUAGAUCUCGAUUGGACGGCAGCAUGUUACCUGCUGCUUAGACCAAUUCAGUCAACCACUUCAGUGUACUAAGAAGUAACUGGCUUGAAAAGAAUAAAUGAAUUAACACAUGCUUGUAGUUGGUCCGUUAUAUUUAUGGUCUGUGUAAAAAAAAUGUUUUAAGGAAUAUCAAUAAAAUCUGUUUGUUUCUUC
This is a messenger RNA of Pungitius pungitius (ninespine stickleback), 1056 nucleotides long. RefSeq names its product troponin C, skeletal muscle. Gene Ontology annotation, molecular function: calcium ion binding. Bases 84 to 566 code for a protein of 160 amino acids. The transcript has 6 exons. Lineage: Eukaryota; Metazoa; Chordata; Actinopteri; Perciformes; Gasterosteidae. Gene Ontology annotation, cellular component: myosin II complex. The record is from RefSeq and is a predicted model, not a curated record.